This is a messenger RNA of Scedosporium apiospermum, 1602 nucleotides long. RefSeq lists its product as uncharacterized. The transcript is spliced from 4 exons. The coding region runs from base 1 to 1602 and encodes 533 amino acids. Gene Ontology annotation, biological process: transmembrane transport. The record is from RefSeq and is a predicted model, not a curated record. NCBI's taxonomy places the organism in Eukaryota, Fungi, Ascomycota, Sordariomycetes, Microascales, Microascaceae. Gene Ontology annotation, molecular function: transmembrane transporter activity.
AUGGAUCCGGGGCCUUCAGUUCAAGGCGAGCAAGACCAAGAGGUCGCGCAUAAAUCCUCUGUCGAUGUCGAGAAUCCAGCACAGAAGGAUGAGGCACAGAAGGAUGCGCCUGCCAACGAGUUCACUGCGCUUCAAACCGGACUCCUGAUGCUAGCUCUCUGCCUGUCCGUCUUCCUCGCUGCUCUAGACAUCACAAUCAUCACCACAGCACUGCCAACAAUAUCCGAGCACUUUCGGUCCACGUCGGCGUAUAUCUGGGUUGGUGCUGCUUUCAUGAUAUCCGCUUCAGCUGUGACGGCCACUUGGGGAAAGCUGAGUGAUAUAUGGGGCCGGAAAAUCGUCUUGCUUGCUGCCGUAGCCGUCUUCUUCGUUGGUAGCGUGUUGUGUGGUGCGGCUAUCAGCGCGGCUAUGCUUAUAGCUGGGCGAGCGGUCCAGGGUGCUGGAGCUGGAGGACUGUUGGCUCUCACGAAUAUCGUUGUUGGCGAUUUAUUUUCUCCGAGGGAGCGUGGGAAGUAUUAUGUCCCAAUAUCUGGAGUGGCCUUCAUCAUCAUCAUUUUGACGCUCAAGUUGCAGACACCAAAAACCCCCAUAAUCGCAGGCAUCAAGGUCAUCGACUGGCUUGGCACUCUGGUUUUGACUGGCGGUCUCGUGAUGUUCCUACUCGGUCUACAGUUCGGUAGUGCCACUUACCCCUGGAGCUCAGCAACAGUAAUCGGACUCAUCGUCGGGGGUUGCAUCACCCUCAUCCUAUUCAUUCCAGUUGAGUGGAGCUUUGCCAGGAACCCUAUCAUCCCGAUGCAUUUGUUUACGAACAUCUCCAACCUAGCCGCUAUUCUUGUCGACCUCUUCCACGGUGUUACGUUCACCUUGGUCGCAUACUUUCUUCCGCUUUACUUUCAAUCUGUUCUGGGGGAAUCACCUCUGAUGUCCGGCGUGAUCCUCCUUCCCUAUGUCCUCGCGCUUUCAUUUACUUCGGCAUCCGUUGGCAUUUUCCUCAAGAUUACUGGUCGCUAUGUUGGGUGCAUUAUAUUUGGAUUUGUCCUAUCUGUAUUAGGGUGUGGGUUGUUUUACGACCUCCCAGGCUCGAAGAAAUGGGUAAAGAUUAUUCUUUAUCAAAUCGUUGCGGGUAUCGGGAUCGGGGCCAACUUCCAGCCACCCUUGGUCGCCUUGCAGAGCAACGUAUCUAUACAGGACAACGGGACAGUAACCGCUACGUUUAGCCUCAUUCGCAAUGUUGCCUCUGCCAUCGCCGUUGUUAUCGGCUCGGUUGCCUUUGCCAAUGGAAUGCAGUCCCAGCAAGGGCAGUUGAGAAGCGAGCUCGGUCCUGGUCUCGCAAGUUCCUUUUCGCGAGACAAUGCCCAAGCCAAUAUUCCUUUGAUCGAGUCGCUUGAUGACCAUCCACGGAAUAUUGUCCGCCAGGCUUUUUUACAUGCCAUCAGAAAUGUCUGGAUCGAAGCAGUCUGCUUCGCGGCGGUAGGUUUAAUUGUCUGCUUAUUUAUACGCAACGCAAAGUUGGACGAAACACAUACGGAAGUGAAGUUUGGGCUUGAGGGGGAAGCAGAACGGCACAGGAUAGCUCAGGAGAAAAGGAAGAGAACAUAA